AACAACCGCUUUCUGCCAUGCGUCAAUAUUCCAGCCACGGUCGGCUGGCGCUAUUGGCACUGCUCAGCGCGGCUUCGGCGGUCGCGGGUUAUGAAGUUACAUUCGCCGACUCCGAUUACUCCAGGCAGGUAUGUUCUGGGAUGUGGGGGGACUCAAAUACCUACAUCAAUGUCACCUUCGACCCACGAACAUCCUAUGGCCAGGUAGCUAUGGCUAUAUACGAGUGGAAAGACGUCAAGUAUCUGGGUGCGGUCACUUCUGAGUCGGACGAUUCUCUUCCCCAGAAGACCUACGUAUGCACUACGGACGCUGUAACCUCUGGGCUGUGCCUGUACCAAGAUAUUGGCAAAUUCAUCUACAGCUCGGACGAUGGCACCCCAAUGAAUCAGACAAGUUUCUGGACUGCAAGUGUUACGCUGGAUCAAGUGGUGUCUUCACACAAACAACAAGACAAAAGAGGCGGAAUUGCUUCAAUUCAGACUCACCCCAUCGCUCGCCAGGAAAGCGAGACUCUCAAUCCGAGCCCUGCUGGCACGCUGACGUAUACUGGCCCAAUCCAAUAUCAAGUUCGCAAGACUGGCUAUUAUUGUGUGGCCAUUGUGCCUGUUACGAUCAUUCCACCUACUACUCGCCAAGUUUCUAGUGAUACGCCGUCCCAUCCCACUUACAGUGGUGUCGUUCUCUUCCAAAAUACAUUUGACGGCCAACUCCCUGCCGCAGACUAUCCCAAAGUUAACUUUUACCUUUCCAUGUUCUUUGCAUAUGCACUGCUGGGGUGUGCUUGGGCUUGGCUAUGUUACAGACAUAUGACUGAGCUACUACCCAUCCAAUAUUAUCUGUCCGGUCUCGUGGCUUUCAUGAUCGUUGAGAUGGCUGCGAACUGGGUAUAUUAUCGGUACCUCAAUGCGCACGGCAAGAAUACUGCUUCGAUCGUCUUUCUCUUCGUUGUUGCCAUUCUGGAUGCCGGCCGGAAUGCGCUUUCAUUCUUCAUGUUGCUCGUGGUUUCACUUGGCCUCAGCGUGGUCAGGGAAACAUUGGGUAGAACAAUGAUAAAAUGCCAGACUCUAGCUGCGGCUCACUUUGUCUUCGGAGUACUAUAUGCUGUCGGGAUCGUCGAGCUCUCACUCGAGUCGACGUCGGCAUUGGUUCUCCUGCUAUUUGUUAUCCCAUUGGCCUUCACGCUUAGUGGCUUCCUUAUGUGGAUUUUGCACUCUCUGACUGGCACCAUGAACCAGUUGGCCGCUCGUAAGCAACGAUACAAGCUCAAAAUGUUUCAACGGUUGUAUUAUAUCUUGCUUGGUGCCGUGGUUGUGAUUGCAAUAUUUUUCGUCGUGUCAUCAUACUCGUUCUCGGACCGACUAGCGGAAGAUUACGCGGCAAAAUCAUGGCGUGCGAGAUGGUGGCUCCUUGACGGUUACCUUGCCCUUCUAUUUUUCGUCGCUUUCUGGUCGAUCGCCUACCUCUGGCGGCCUACGGAAAAUAACCGCAGGCUUGCGAUGUCAGACGAGAUCGCACAAGAGGACGAGGAUGCGGAAGAUUACGACCUUGAAGCCCUUCAGGACAGAACCGCUGCACGAGAGGACGACGAGAUUACUCUUGUAAACAACCGAAGGGAACCGGAUCCACUUGCGGAAAACCAUGUCGUCUUCGAGAUUGGCGAUGAGGACGCCGGCAGCGACGAUGAAAGUGAUGCCACUAAGAAACGCCGAGGUGGCGAGCGGAAGUCGGUUGAAGAGCUUGAGGGUUCGACUGACGAGCGGGAGGGUCUCAUGGGGGGAAGGUCGAGAAACAGGAAUGAUUAGACUACCCACGGACGCUCCUUUCUGCACUCAUUGGUCUCUUUCUCAUAUCUAUUAGUACAUGUAGAAUACGCCUUUACUUUCGACGGCUGGUAUGGAACAUGGUAUAAGACCGUCGAGGUUCGGGAAAAUAGUAAUUGCUUCCAAUCCGGUGCCCAUC
Molecule: messenger RNA, 1959 nt
Organism: Pisolithus orientalis
Lineage: Eukaryota; Fungi; Basidiomycota; Agaricomycetes; Boletales; Pisolithaceae
Product: lung seven transmembrane receptor-domain-containing protein
Exons: 12
Coding region: 18-1802 (594 amino acids)
Biological process (GO): retrograde transport, endosome to Golgi
Cellular component (GO): Golgi apparatus; membrane
Source: RefSeq, a predicted model, not a curated record